CCGCCGGAGGUCCUCUCGGAAAGGGGUUCGCGUCGGGGGUUCAUGACAGACUCCCAACAGGGUGCUGUAGCGCAUGAUAAGGAUCACUCACAGAACAUCAGAACGCCAUGGGCAAGCCCACAACCCGAGGAUACCCUGCAGCGCAUCUUUGGGUCGAGCAGGGUGUUCUACGAUCCAGAGGAGGAUAAGCCAAGGGCCACAGGAUAUACAGUGCCUCUCAAAGUCAUAGAGUACUACCGACGAGGCUAUAGGUGCCUGGAGCAGGAACAAUGGGAACAGGCGGUGUUGUUUUUCUCCCGGGCCCUCCACUUGGACCCCAAGAUGAUCGAAUUCUACGCCUUACGCGCUGAAGCCUUCAUCCAGGUCUGUGACUUUUCCUCGGCUGCCCAGAACCUGCGGAAGGCAUGCGUCCUCCAGCCAGAGAACACCAAGUACUUGGAGCGGCUCACCUUUGUGCUUUACCUGCAGGGUCAGUCUAUGUUUGAGCAAUGUGACUACCUGGAUGCCCUGAAUAUCUUCUUGCAUGCCUUUGAGCUCCAGCCCCAUAAAGCCUGCUUCCGUUACCGAUGCAUGGCCUGUCUCCUGGCCCUCAAGCGACAUCAGGACUGCCUGGCAAUCAUCAACAAGGAGGUGAAGCAAGGAACAAAUAAUGCUGACAUCUACCUCCUCCGGGCUAGACUCUACAACUUCUUCCAGAAGCCCAAACUCUGCUACCGAGACCUGCGCAGUGCCCUGCUAUUGGAACCCAAGCACGCUCAGGCCAGAGUGCUGCUCCAGAAGAUGGUGGACCAAGCCAAUCAGGCCCACAAAGAUGCUGGAAUCCUAGCUGUUCAGGGCAAGCUGCGGCACGCACUGCACCGUAUCAACUGUGCUAUCCAAAACAACCCUCUGGACCCCAGCUUCUUCCUCUUCCGAGGCACCAUGUACCGACGGCUCCAAGAGUUUGACGGGGCAGUGGAAGACUUCCUGAAGGCACUGGACAUGACAACAGACCCCCAGAGCGACUUGGUGCGGAAGACUCAGCGCCAGCUGCUGCUGGCCUACAACGACUUCGCAGUGCACUGCUACUCGAACGGCGCCUACCAUGAGGGUGUGAUGCUGCUCAACAAAGUGCUCCGGGAGGAGCAGAAGGAGAAGGGCCUGUACAUCAACCGCGGUGAUUGCUUCUUCCAGAUAGGCAACCUGGCCUUUGCGGAGGCGGACUACAAGGAGGCGCUGAUGCUGAACCCAAUGGAUGAGGGCGCCAACAUGCGCAUGGGCUUGCUGCAGGAGAGGAUGGGCUUCUGUGAGCAGAAGCGCAGGCAGUUCCAGAAGGCUGAGGACCACUUCUCAGUGGCCAUUCAACACAACCCCAAGAGGGCUCAGUACUACCUGUACCGGGCCAAGAGCCGACAGCUGCUGCAGGACAACUUUGGGGCCCGCCAGGAUAUCGCCACUUCACUGCUCCUGAACCCCAACCAACCAAAGCUGAUCUCGAUGAUGGCCAAUCUCUUCCCGGGAAUGACAGUGAAGGAGGUGCUGGCGACCAAGGUGGCCCACCUGGCCAAGCUGGAGCUGGAGCGGACAAUGGAAAGUGACGUGGCUUACAAUCCUACUGGCAUUUUGGGGCAGCUCAGGGUGCGGGAAAUGGAGCGCCAGAAGGCCCGGGACCUGCAGGUCUUGUGGAAUGUGACCAAGGCCAUCCCUGAGUCCCUGCAAGCAGAGCCAGAGCCAGAAGGCACAGGAGAGCUAACCAAGAAGCAAGAGGGGGAGCCCACCCUUCAGGAGACGUCCCCCUCGGAAAGCUACCUGGACCAGACCGUGUCAAGCUCCAUGCUCAGCACCAGGACCGUGGUCACCUCCGACACGGAGACAUCGGCCACCAGCCAGGAAUACAAGAGCACCUCCAGCACCGAGGUGCUGGAUUCCAUGUCAGAAUCUGACUCCUCGCUGCUGCAGAGUCAGUCCCUAGACUCCUUGCAAAGAAAGGAACACCCUGGAAAAACCAAGGUGUCCCAGGAUCUGAGCCAGAGCUCCAAGACCAAGGCUGUCCCCGGUCAAAGCCGAAGCUCCAGCAUAAUUGACAGCGUCCAGGGCCAAGACCAAGGCCAGAGUGCCAGCAAGACAGAGGCCACCCAGGGCCCAAAGAAGAGGCUCACCAAGCGCAAGGGUCAGGAGAGCCCAAGGCAAAGGCGCAGAGGGGCCAAGGCCACCCCUGGCCUGGGCUGGAGAGCCCCCAAGGCCACCGGCUCCCAGAAGCAAGGUGCCAGCAAGACCAGAGCUUCUAAUGAACGACGCUGGAGCCUCAGCAAUAGCAAGGGGAUCCAGAGCCAGAGGCCCAACAAGGCUGAAGCUGACCUGAAAACAGCCUCAUCUGCCAACCAGGUCCAUGCCAGCUGGGGUCCCAAAACCAAGACCACCCAGGCAGGGAGCUCGGGUACCAACAACGCUGAGGCUGGUCAAGCGGCAGCUACCAGCUGCUCUCUGAAGGGGACAUGCCACUAGCCUUUCUGGCA
Messenger RNA from Dipodomys spectabilis (banner-tailed kangaroo rat), 2495 nucleotides. RefSeq names its product tetratricopeptide repeat domain 16 (gene Ttc16). Bases 43 to 2484 code for a protein of 813 amino acids. Gene Ontology annotation, molecular function: protein binding. The record is from RefSeq and is a predicted model, not a curated record. The transcript is spliced from 14 exons. Lineage: Eukaryota; Metazoa; Chordata; Mammalia; Rodentia; Heteromyidae.